Messenger RNA from Prionailurus viverrinus (fishing cat), 5909 nucleotides. It is a transcript of the gene KIF1A, whose product is annotated as kinesin family member 1A. Gene Ontology annotation, biological process: microtubule-based movement. Gene Ontology annotation, molecular function: microtubule motor activity; ATP binding; microtubule binding. The coding region runs from base 183 to 5525 and encodes 1780 amino acids. The transcript is spliced from 49 exons. The record is from RefSeq and is a predicted model, not a curated record. NCBI's taxonomy places the organism in Eukaryota, Metazoa, Chordata, Mammalia, Carnivora, Felidae.
GGGGCGCGCAGCCCGUCACGCGGUGCCGCCGUCACAGCGCCCAGCGCAGCCCAGGAGCGGCAGCAGCUCCGCGCUCGGGGACCCGCGCCCAUGCCGGGCCGCCGCCAGUGACGCCGGAGAGGUGUCUCCGCCCUCACCAGGGCUCCCAGAGCUGCUGAGGGUGACCAACGAAGGCCGGAGAGAUGGCCGGGGCCUCGGUGAAGGUGGCGGUGCGUGUCCGCCCCUUCAAUUCCAGGGAGAUGAGCCGAGACUCCAAGUGCAUCAUCCAGAUGUCUGGAAGCACCACCACCAUCAUUAACCCCAAACAGCCCAAGGAGACACCCAAAAGCUUCAGCUUCGACUAUUCCUACUGGUCACACACCUCGCCGGAGGACAUCAAGUACGCGUCACAGAAGCAGGUGUACCGGGACAUCGGCGAGGAGAUGCUGCAGCACGCCUUCGAGGGCUACAACGUGUGCAUCUUCGCCUACGGGCAGACGGGGGCCGGCAAGUCCUACACCAUGAUGGGCAAGCAGGAGAAGGACCAGCAGGGCAUCAUCCCGCAGCUCUGUGAAGACCUGUUCUCCCGCAUCAACGACACGACCAACGACAACAUGUCCUACUCCGUGGAGGUCAGCUACAUGGAGAUUUACUGUGAACGCGUCCGUGACCUCCUGAAUCCCAAGAACAAGGGCAACCUGCGUGUGCGCGAGCACCCGCUGAUGGGGCCGUAUGUGGAGGACCUCUCCAAGCUGGCCGUCACCUCCUACAAUGACAUCCAGGACCUCAUGGACUCAGGGAACAAGGCCAGGACCGUGGCGGCCACAAACAUGAAUGAGACCAGCAGCCGCUCCCACGCUGUCUUCAACAUCAUCUUCACCCAGAAGCGCCACGACGCGGAGACCAACAUCACCACGGAGAAGGUGAGCAAAAUCAGCCUGGUGGACCUGGCGGGGAGUGAGCGGGCGGACUCCACGGGAGCCAAGGGCACGCGGCUCAAGGAGGGAGCCAACAUCAACAAGUCCUUGACCACGCUGGGGAAGGUCAUCUCUGCUCUGGCGGAAAUGGACUCUGGGCCCAACAAGAACAAGAAAAAGAAGAAGACCGAUUUCAUUCCCUACCGAGAUUCCGUGCUGACCUGGCUGCUCCGGGAAAACCUAGGCGGGAACUCCAGGACCGCGAUGGUAGCGGCCCUGAGCCCUGCAGACAUCAACUACGACGAGACUCUGAGCACGCUGAGGUACGCCGACCGGGCCAAACAGAUACGCUGUAACGCCGUCAUCAACGAGGACCCCAACAACAAGCUGAUCCGUGAGCUGAAGGACGAGGUGACCCGGCUGCGGGACCUGCUGUACGCCCAGGGUCUCGGGGACAUCACCGACAUGACCAACACCCUGGUGGGCAUGAGCCCCUCGUCCUCGCUCUCGGCCCUGUCCAGCCGCGCCGCCUCCGUGUCCAGCCUGCACGAGCGCAUGCUGUUCGCCCCAGGCAGCGAGGAGGCCAUCGAGAGGCUGAAGGAGACGGAGAAGAUCAUAGCCGAGCUCAACGAGACCUGGGAGGAGAAGCUGCGGCGGACGGAAGCCAUCCGGAUGGAGAGGGAAGCGCUGCUGGCCGAGAUGGGCGUGGCCAUGAGGGAGGACGGCGGCACCUUGGGCGUGUUUUCUCCAAAAAAGACACCACAUCUCGUCAACCUGAAUGAGGACCCGCUGAUGUCCGAGUGCCUCCUGUAUUACAUCAAGGACGGGACCACCAGGGUGGGCCGGGAGGAUGCGGAGAGGCGGCAGGACAUCGUCCUGAGUGGGCACUUCAUCAAGGAGGAGCACUGCGUCUUCCGGAGCGACUCCCGGGGCGGCAGCGAAGCCGUGGUGACCUUGGAACCCUGUGAGGGGGCAGACACAUACGUCAAUGGCAAGAAAGUCACGGAGCCCAGCAUCCUGCGGUCCGGAAACCGCAUCAUCAUGGGGAAGAGCCACGUGUUCCGGUUCAACCACCCCGAGCAGGCACGGCAGGAGCGCGAGCGCACGCCCUGCGCAGAGACGCCCGCUGAGCCCGUGGACUGGGCCUUCGCGCAGCGCGAGCUGCUGGAGAAGCAGGGCAUCGACAUGAAGCAGGAGAUGGAGCAGAGGCUCCAGGAGCUGGAGGACCAGUACCGCCGUGAGCGAGAGGAGGCCACCUACCUGCUGGAGCAGCAGAGGCUGGACUACGAGAGCAAGCUGGAGGCCCUGCAGAAGCAGAUGGGCUCCAGGUGCUUCUCUGAAGCGAACGAGGAGGACGAGGAGCCGGAGGACGAGGUCCAGUGGACGGAGAGGGAGUGUGAGCUGGCGCUGUGGGCCUUCCGGAAGUGGAAGUGGUACCAGUUCACGUCUCUGCGGGACCUGCUGUGGGGCAACGCCAUCUUCCUCAAAGAGGCCAAUGCCAUCAGCGUGGAGCUCAAGAAGAAGGUCCAGUUCCAGUUUGUCCUCCUCACGGACACGCUGUACUCCCCACUGCCGCCGGACCUGCUGCCCCCAGAGGCUGCCAAAGAGCGGGAGACGCGCCCCUUCCCGCGCACCAUCGUGGCCGUGGAGGUCCAGGACCAGAAGAACGGGGCCACCCACUACUGGACGCUGGAGAAGCUCAGGCAGCGCCUGGACCUGAUGCGGGAGAUGUACGACCGGGCCGCGGAGGUGCCCUCCAGUGUCAUCGAGGACUGUGACAACGUGGUGACUGGUGGAGACCCCUUCUACGACCGCUUUCCCUGGUUCCGGCUGGUGGGCAGCUACCCUCUUCUCAACACAUGCAUGAGCGAGCGCAUGGCUGCUCUCACCCCCUCCCCCACCUUCUCGAGCCCCGACUCCGACGCCACCGAGCCUGCCGAGGAGCAGAGCGUGGGGGAGGAGGAGGAGGAGGAGGAGGAGGAGGAGGAGGAGGAUCUGCAGGACGACGUCUUUCCGGAGCACGCGCUGUGCGACGGCCGGGACCCGUUUUACGACCGGCCCCCCCUGUUCAGUUUAGUAGGAAGGGCCUUCGUGUACCUGAGCAACCUGCUGUACCCCGUGCCCCUGGUGCACCGCGUGGCCGUCGUCAGCGAGAAGGGAGAGGUGAAGGGCUUCCUCCGCGUGGCCGUCCAGGCCACUUCAGCUGAUGAAGAGGCCCCCGAUUACGGCUCUGGCGUCCGACAGUCAGGAACCGCCAAAAUCUCCUUUGACGACCAGCAUUUCGAAAAGUUCCAGUCCGAGUCCUGCCCCGUGGUGGGGAUGUCCCGCUCCGGGACCUCGCAGGAGGAGCUGCGCAUCGUGGAAGGUCAGGGCCAGGGUGCGGAGGCAGGGCCCUCGGCCGAUGAGGUCAACAACAACACCUGCUCAGCCAUGCCUCCAGAAGGCCUCCUCCUAGACAGCCCUGAGAAAGCCACCCUGGACGGGCCCCUGGACGCCGCCCUGGACCACCUGCGCUUGGGCAGCACCUUCACCUUCCGUGUGACAGUCCUGCAGGCGUCCAGCAUCUCUGCUGAAUACGCAGACAUCUUCUGCCAGUUCAACUUCAUCCAUCGCCACGACGAGGCCUUCUCCACGGAGCCCCUCAAGAACACGGGGAGGGGCCCCCCGCUGGGCUUCUACCACGUCCAGAACAUCGCAGUGGAGGUGACCAAGUCCUUCAUCGAGUACAUUAAGAGCCAGCCCAUCGUGUUCGAGGUCUUCGGCCAUUACCAGCAGCACCCGUUCCCCCCGCUCUGCAAGGACGUGCUCAGCCCCCUGAGGCCCUCACGCCGCCAUUUCCCGAGGGUCAUGCCGCUGUCCAAGCCAGUGCCUGCCACCAAGCUCAGCACCCUCGCGCGGCCCUGCCCGGGGCCCUGUCACUGCAAGUAUGACGUGCUGGUCUACUUCGAGAUCUGUGAGCUGGAGGCCAACGGCGAUUACAUUCCUGCGGUGGUGGACCACCGCGGCGGGAUGCCGUGCAUGGGGACCUUCCUGCUCCACCAGGGUAUCCAGAGACGGAUAACCGUGACACUGCUGCACGAGACGGGCAGCCACAUCCGCUGGAAGGAAGUCCGAGAGCUCGUCGUGGGUCGGAUUCGAAACACACCAGAAACUGACGAGUCCCUGAUCGACCCCAACAUCUUGUCUCUCAACAUCCUCUCCUCUGGCUACAUCCACCCGGCCCAGGACGACCGGCAGUUUCUUGAUUCGGACAUGCCUAGGACCUUUUACCAGUUUGAGGCCGCGUGGGACAGCUCCAUGCACAACUCUCUGCUGCUGAACCGGGUCACCCCGUACCGAGAGAAAAUCUACAUGACCCUCUCGGCUUACAUUGAGAUGGAGAACUGCACCCAGCCAGCCGUCAUCACCAAGGACUUCUGCAUGGUCUUCUACUCUCGGGAUGCCAAGCUGCCCGCCUCACGCUCCAUCCGCAACCUGUUUGGCAGCGGGAGCCUGCGGGCCUCGGAGAGCAACCGCGUGACAGGCGUGUACGAGCUCAGCCUGUGCCAUGUGGCCGAUGCCGGCAGCCCAGGGAUGCAGCGGCGGCGGAGGCGCGUGCUCGAUACGUCUGUGGCCUACGUCCGCGGCGAGGAGAACCUGGCGGGCUGGAGGCCCCGGAGCGACAGCCUCAUCCUGGACCACCAGUGGGAGCUGGAGAAGCUGAGUCUCCUGCAGGAGGUGGAGAAGACCAGGCACUACCUGCUGCUGCGGGAGAAGCUGGAGACCACGCAGCGGCCUGGCCCCGAGGCGCCGUCCCCCGCCUCCAGCGAGGACUCCGGCUCCCACGGCCCGUCCGGCCCCUCGUCCCCACUCUCGGCCGAGGGCCGGCCGUCCCCCCUGGAGGCUCCCAACGAGAGACAGCGGGAGCUGGCCGUCAAGUGCUUACGCCUCCUCACGCACACGUUCAACCGAGAGUACACCCACAGCCACGUGUGCAUCAGCGCCAGCGAGAGCAAGCUCUCCGAGAUGUCUGUCACCCUGCUUCGGGACCCAUCCAUGUCCCCUCUGGGGGCAGCCACGCUCACACCCUCCUCCACCUGCCCCUCUCUGGUGGAGGGGCGGUACGGAGCAGCCGAUCCGAGGACCCCGCAGCCCUGCUCCCGGCCGGCCAGCCCAGAACCUGAGUCUGUGCCCGAGGCAGAUUCGAAGAAGCUUCCAUCCCCUGCUCGGGCCGUGGAGGCGGACAAAGAGCCCCCGCGCCUGCUGGUUCCUGACAUCCAGGAGAUCCGGGUCAGCCCCAUCGUCUCCAAGAAGGGCUACCUGCACUUCUUGGAGCCACACACGGCCGGCUGGGCCAAGCGCUUCGUGGUGGUACGGCGGCCGUAUGCCUACAUGUACAACAGCGACAAGGACUCUGUGGAGAGGUUCGUGCUCAACCUGUCCACCGCCCAGGUGGAGUACAGCGAGGACCAGCAGGCCAUGCUCAAGACACCCAACACGUUUGCCGUGUGCACGGAGCACCGCGGCAUCCUGCUGCAGGCCAACAGCGACAAGGACAUGCAUGACUGGCUGUACGCAUUCAACCCCCUCCUGGCCGGGACCAUACGGUCCAAGCUGUCCAGACGGCGGUCUGCCCAGAUGAGGGUCUGAGCCGGAGCCCCCCGCGCCCCCACGACAGCCAGCAGGCCAGCCCCGCCCCCAGUCCUCGUCACCAUCCGUCAUGUCACGCGCGCCCAGCCUGCCCCCACCAGCCAGCCAGCCAGCCGGUCCCCUGUUGGGGACGCUGCGCGGGGCCCCACAGAGCGCCACCUCUGGCCCGGGCGCCUGCACCGCAACACCUAUCCUGCCCCGAGCAGAGGCCACGUUCUGUCUUCUUUCGGAGCGGGCCCCGGGUGGGAGCGGCUGGGAGGUGCCAGAGGCCGGAGGGCACAAGUCAGGGGCGUCGCCGCCGUUCUGAUAUUUUUUUAAGCAUAGACAGACUUAUAAUUAAUAUACAUUAGUUAGUGACACCGAAACAGGCCACUCAGAAAUUAA